CUCGUCAAAGCUACACGGCAACUGUUAAGCUAAGCAGUUUAUCGAGCUCGGCGGGGGAAAUGUGGCGCCUUAAUCAUUAGAAUCCCAUUACCGCUUGCUUUUUUUGUGGCAUGACAGAUUGCAAAUAGAUGUCCUCACGUUUGCAACGACUGCCUUGACAUGUCGAAGUGAAAAUGAUCCAUUUCACGGUCGCAGUGGAGCCGCCCAUUAAUGUUUGACUAUAAAGAAGCACCAUCGGGGCAGCGGCCAGCAGAGCCGCAGACAGGAAGAGAUUCUGCCAGAUUCGGGACAAGGCAAACUGGAUCAAGCACGAUGGGGGGUUCGAUGGGACCGGUUCUGCACUGGCUGCACGAUGUGGCAGCCGUGACUCUCCUGAAGGCCCGGAGGACUUUAUUCCAAGCUGCUGUACUUUUCUGUGUUCUGGGUCUGCUGCUCUGGGUGUCCAUUUUCCUUUACGGUAGUUUCUAUUAUUCCUACAUGCCCACCGUGAGCUUCUCCGCCCCUGUGCACUUCUACUACAGCUCUGAUUGUGAUGCGUCAGAAUCAGAACUUUGCUCAUUCCCAACGGCCAACAUCUCCCUCUUGAAGAACGACAGGGACCAGGUGAUGGCUUACGGCCAACCUUAUCGAAUAUCUUUGGAGUUGGAGCUGCCAGAAUCUCCUGUGAAUGAACAACUGGGCAUGUUUCUGGUCAAGAUGUCGUGUUACACCAAAGGUGGGAAGAUGUUGUCAUCAGUCAGACGUUCAACGAUGCUUCAUUACCGCUCCACCCUUUUGCAGACCCUCAGCACUUUCUUCUUCUCUCCUCUCCUGCUGACUGGGAUGACUGAACAGAAGCAGCUCGUAGAAGUCGAGCUGUUCUCUGCCUACAAGACCAACACUUAUCAACCCACCGUUGGCACAGUCAUUGAGAUCCAAUCCAAACGUGUGCAGAUCUACUCAUCCCAGCUUCGCAUCCAUGCGUAUUUCACAGGCGUUCGUUAUGUCCUGUACAACUUCCCCCUGACUUCUGCGGUGAUCGGUGUGGGCACCAACUUCGCCUUCCUUGGUGUGAUUGUGCUUUUCAGCUACCUGCAAUUCAUAUGGGGUGGGCUUUGGCCGCCGGAUCAAGUACGCAUCAAAGUCAUGAUGGGGGACAGCACACGCAUGCAGCAGAGGAGGGAGGAGGUGAAGAAACGCAUGGAGAAAGAAAAUUCCCAGAAGGAGCUUGAUUACCCAAAAGUGAUUGGAUCUAUGAAUGAUGCAUCUGAUGACCAGGCUGAUGACACGGUGGUGACGCAGUCAUCAAAAACCUCCUUUGUGGAAGUAAAUGCCACUGAAGCUGAUGUUCCCAAGUCCAAAAAGGAUGUGUCUCCUGACUCCGUAUUGCCCGAGGAAAUAGACCAGCGUGAGACAACGCUCCGACAGAGAUAUGGGCAAUCAAAAAGCCUUUAGACUAAUGGGGCAUCUUGAAAUUAAGAAUAUUUAAGAGUGUAUAAACGGUACUCAAAUAUCAUUCCAUUGGAUAAAGUAGCAGAUCUUAAUACAAACGAACGCACACUAUUAGAGGUCAAGAAUAUGUAGCACAGUGAGAAUAUAUUAUGCAUAGUUUUAUUCCAUCUUGAUAAGAGACAAUAUUUCUGUCAAGUGUCAAUUGGUCACUGUAAUGCACUCCUAUAAUCUGCAAUUUGUCUACAACUAUUAAAAUGUUACACAGCUUGUUUUGUUUUUUAAAGAUAGCACACACACCUAAAAAAAAAAAAAAAAAAAAAAAUAAUUAAAAAGUCAGGUUAAAAUGUGGAAUGUCUCUAAGACGUUGCUUUUUCCACAAAGCUCUUCACAAGCAGUUACCAUUGAAAAAUACUACCUUUAUUUUUAAUUGUUUCUGUGGGUCUUCAUGUAUCUGUUUAUAUGCGUCGUCGUUCUCAUAUUGCACUAAGGGAAGUUUUGUCUGAGUGCAAUAGCUCAUUUAACCUCUGCACAUUUAGUCAAAUAAUCCAGUCUAUUACAAAACUGGGUUUCUUCCCAUCAGUACUUGUCAGAUUUACACUGCAUACACGCAAGAUAAUGGUUGAAAACUGUAUGUAUUGUUUCACAGAAAAUAAGCAUGUUUUAGAUGGAUGUUUUAAGUUAUAUAUGUUUCAUUGUGGCUCUUGAUAUAACAUUGACAUGUUUUGAAUUGAAGUGUUUCUCAGCUCAUGGUUGGUAUUAAAGUUAUUGAAUAGGGUCACCCCGCAGUCACUGAUGGUUGAGUGGUACAUUUGCCUGAGCAGCGUAAGUUCAGUUCCCACUCGGUGACGGUGUGAACGUGAGUCUGAAUGGUUGUCUGUCUCUGUGUGUGCCCUGCGACCGACCGGCGACCAAUUCAGGGUGUAGUCUGUCUUUCGCCUGAAGUAAGCCCGGAUAGGCUCCAGUGCCCUGUGACCCUAAAUAGGAUAAGCAGUGAAGAGAAUGGAUGGACGUAGGGUCACCUGCUUGGGUUUAAGUAAGUUAUGAUACCAAAGAUAAUGACAGGCUUUAUUUGUUUUGUUCUGGUCAAUGUGUGUGUCUAAUAAACUGGAUGAAAAGGCGUUUGUUGUCACUGAAUAAAAAC
Phycodurus eques (leafy seadragon) is the source of this 2572-nucleotide messenger RNA. Its product is annotated as seipin-like. The record is from RefSeq and is a predicted model, not a curated record. The coding region runs from base 211 to 1434 and encodes 407 amino acids. The transcript has a single exon. Gene Ontology annotation, biological process: lipid droplet organization; lipid storage. Gene Ontology annotation, cellular component: endoplasmic reticulum membrane. NCBI's taxonomy places the organism in Eukaryota, Metazoa, Chordata, Actinopteri, Syngnathiformes, Syngnathidae.